Durio zibethinus is the source of this 764-nucleotide messenger RNA. The record is from RefSeq and is a predicted model, not a curated record. Lineage: Eukaryota; Viridiplantae; Streptophyta; Magnoliopsida; Malvales; Malvaceae.
GUGACGAAACACUCCCCAUUCAUUCUCCACCAUUCCUCUCAUUCUUCAGUUUCUCUAUAUAUAACCCAAAAACCACCCAAAACCUUUCACAAUCAUAAUCUCAUUAUCACAACAGAAGCAUCAAAGAAAAUGGCGACAACUGACGUGAUCAAAAUUCUCUCUUUGUUGUUGGUGAUAGCAUUGUCAUUCACGGUGGUUAAUGGGUAUGGAACGAUGGUGGGAGGGAAGACAGAGAUAAGCGACGUGAAGACGGACAAUGAAGUGCAAGAGCUUGGGAGGUUUGCGGUGGAAGAGUUUAACAGGAGUCAGGGGCGUUUCAGUAGUGAUGGAGGAGUGGAGUUGGUUUUUUCUCAGGUUGUGGAGGCUCAGAAACGGGUGGUUUCUGGGGUCAAGUACUAUCUCAAGAUUGAGGCCACACUGAACGGGCAAACCAAGACAUUUGAUUCGGUGGUUGUGGUGAAACCUUCGGAUGAAUCCAAGGAGAUGCUUAACUUUACUCCUUCUACUUAGUAAGAUUAUGUGCCCUUUCGUUGUACUGAAUCUCUAAUGAUGUAAUGUGGUCAUUCCCUGGUUUGUUUUGUGUUUUUAUGGCAUUUCUGUUUUUUAUUUUUAAGUUUGCGGGCGGGGAAUCUUUGUCUUGUAAUUUUCAUGUAUUAUGGGUCUUUGAACACGUAAUCUUAAUCAAUAAAGGAAUAAAUAAUGCUAAUUAAAAUAAUGUAUUUACCCAGGGCUUUGAAUCUGGGAAAGAAUCCAUAAGCUUUCAA